CUUUUCAGACGCGCCAAGUUUUGAAAUGAAAAUGUUGACAAAUAAAAUUUAACGGCAACAUGUUUUUGGUAAAUUGAUAGCCUACUUGUUGAGGAAGAAUGCAAAAUAGAGAAGACACAGUAGAAAUGUCAGAUGUAGAAAGUCACAUCUCCAUGGUCAGUCUCAAUGGUGAAGAAUGGCAUGAACAGGAGCCAUCCAGUAAGCGUGAAAGACGGGCGUCUCUUGCAGCGUCGUUGACAAGGCUCAUCAUAAAAGGGGGCAAUGCACCCCUUAAGAAGGCUUCAGGUCUCUCCUUCAAAGAGCUAGGCAAUUUUGACAAACAUGAUUCACUGGAGGACAUGUAUUUAGAAGAAAAGCUGAGCUCCAAGAGAAAACACAUGACCCAGAAUGUGAAUGUGAGGGCCACCAUGGGCUACUGGAAGCUGUUUUGUCACGACCUCAAGGUAUGGCACAGACGUUGGAAGUUAAAACAGAAAGAGUCAGAACUGUUUGACAAAUACAUAAAGAAUAUGGAAAGUAACUUUGGAUCAGCUAUUGGUUCACUGUUUGUGUUCAUACGCUGGGUGGUGCUUCUGAACUUCUUCCUGUCUCUGCUAUGGCUGGGAUUUGUGGUUCUCCCCAUGGCUGUCUAUUUCCCAUACCAGGAUAUUCAGCAACGCUUUGCCUUUAGAAAUUUGUUGGAUGGAAAGGGUGUUCUAGAGAAAUUGUGGUUGUUCUUCGGCUCCUUCAAGGAUAAAGUGUCCAGCUACCACCUUGGGCUGGUCUACCUGCUCACCUGUCUCGUUACAUACUUUGGGAGCUUCUUUGUUAUACUGGGAAGUGUUGGCCAGUCUCAGAAAGGCAAAUCAGCCAACAAGAGGUAUCAGUUUUGUUUGCUGCUCUGGUCAUCUUGGGACCACACUAUCACGUCUCGGGAGGCCUCUGUGAACUUGUCAAAAGGAAUCACCAGUGCUUUAAAGGACAAUCUGUACGAGGUUAAGGCUUCUCUGACAGUGAAAGAGAGGAGCAGAAAGGAAAAGUUGACUGUCUACUUCAAACGAACACUGGCUUGGCUCAUCACCAUAAUCCUGAUUGGCGGGGGAUGCUCUGCUAUUGUGUACCUUGUGAUCUUUUUUAGUUUUGAUGACAUUGCGUCACAAACAAGCACAGGAUCGAAGACAGACUUCCUCCAUGUCUAUGGCACCACCAUCAUCUUUAGUCUGAUCAACUCCCUGGUCCCUGUUUGCAUACAACAACUGCCCAAGAUGGAAAACUACACGACCGGCAAGCAGGAGCUCAACGUGACCUUGUUCCGAGUAUUCUUCUUGCGUAUGGCCAACCUGUUUGCUCUCAUUGCAUCACUCUUCAAAACUGUCACAAAGUCAGAGAGUGGCUGUGCUGGGACAAUACUGGGCCAGGAAAUGUACAAACUGGUCAUUCUGGAUACACUUUUACAUUCCAUCAUGCAGCUAAUCAUUCAGUUCAGCACGUUCUUCUGGACCAAGCAGAAGUCUGAGUUCAACAUCUCCUCAGCGGUACUGGUUCUCGUCUAUAGACAGGCUCUAGUCUGGGUAGGCACUAUAGCAUGUCCUAUAAUGCCAGUGGUGGGCCUUUUGUCCAGCCUAGUGUUCAUGUAUGUCAACUACCUGAUAGUGUCACGCACCUGUCGGCCCCCAAUCAAGAGAUGGAAUCAGUCCAGAAACACAGCCUUUUUUUCCAUGCUCCUCCUUGGAAGUCUCAUCAUGCUUAUCCCUCCUGUGUCCAUCAUCAUAGGAAGUUCUGAAGUGAUCAACCUGGGUCUCACUAGCCGUACAGGCAACUAUUGUGGGCCGUGGCUCGGGGAGAAGCCCACUAAGACCUACACGAGAUUCCGUGCAGAACAAGCCCAGUGGGUCCAGGCAGUGCUGUACUAUCUAGUGUCCGAACCUGUACUUAUACCUCUCUUUAUGAUCUUCGUGUCAUUAUUGUUCCAUUCAAAGCGCAGACUAAGCUCACUGAAACAACAGAACAUUGUCCUUCAAGCAAAUCUGCAGCAGGAACGUGACGAGAAUGAGAAGCUUCUGAAGAAAUUACAGAGCAUGGGUGUUGGUGUGGAACGGUUAUAGCAGUGGACAUUGCGAUCUAGUGCUGUGUGUUGGGGUGGAACGGUUUUAGCAGUGUCAGUGUACAUUCAGCUCUGAUGUGGUAUGUUGGGAUGGAACGGUUUAGCAGUGUACAUUCAGCUCUAGUGUCGUGUGUUGGGGUGAAACAGGUUUAGCAGUUUACAUUCAGUUCUAGCGUCGUGCGUUGGGGUGGAACUGUUUAGCAGUGUACAUUAAGCUUUUGUAUCGUGUUAUGGGGUGGAACAGGUUAAUCAGUGAACAUUCAGCUCUAGUGUCAUGUGUAUGGUUAGAACGGUUUAGCAGUGUACAUUCAGCUCUAGCGUCGUGCGUUGGGGUGGAACAGGUAAAUCAGUGGACAUUCAGCUCUAGUGUCGUGUGUUUGGUUGGAACAGGUUUAGCAGUGUUCAUUCAGCUCUAGCGUCGUGCAUUGGGGUGAAACAUGUUAAUCAGUGUGCAUUCAGCUCUAGUGUCGUGUGUUGGGGUGAAACGGUUUAGCAGUAGACAUUUAGCUCUAGUGUCGUGUGUUGGGAUGGAACACGUUUAGCAAUGUACAUUCAGCGUUGUUGUCGUGUGUUGGGGUGGAACAGGUUUAGCAAUGUACAUUCAGCUCUAGUGUGGCGUGUUUGGGUUGAACAGGUUUAGCAGUGAACAUUCAGCUCUAGUGUCGUGUAUUGGGGUGGGGCAGUUUUAGCAGUGAACACUCAGCUCUAGUGUUGGAGCGGAACAGGUAUAGCAGUGUACAUUCAGCUUAAGUAUCGUGUGUUGGGGUGGAACAGUUUUAGCAGUGUACACUCAGCUCUAGUGUCAUGUGUUCGGGUGGAACAGCUUUAGUAGCGUACACUGAGCUCUAGUGUUGGAGCGGAACAGGUUUAGCAGUGUACAUUCAGCUAUAGUAUCGUGUGUUGGGGUGGAACAGGUUUAGCAGUGUUCACUCAGCUCUAGUGUUGUGUGUUGGGGUGAAACAGGUUUAGCAGUGUACAUUUAGCUCUAUUGUCAUGUGUUGGGAUGGAACGGUUUAGUAGUGUACAUUCAGCUUUAGUAUUCUGUGUUGGGGUGUAACAGGUUUAGCAGUGUACACUCAGCUCUAGUGUCGUGUAUUGGGAUGGAACCGUUUUGGCAGUGUACAUUCAGCUCUAGUAUCGUGUGUUAGAGUGGGACGGUUUAGCAGUGUGCAUUCAGCUCUAGUAUCGUUUGUUGGGAUGGAACGGUGUAGCAGUGUACAUUUAGUUCUAGUGUUGUGUGUUAGGGUGGAACAGGUUUGGCAGUGUACACUCUGCUCUAGUAUCGUGUGUUCGGGUUGAACAGGUUUAGCAGUGUGCAUUCAGCUCUAGUAACGUGUGUUGGGAUGGAACGGUGUAGCAGUGUACAUUUAGUUCUAGUGUUGUGUGUUAGGGUGGAACAUGUUUAGCAGUUUGCACUCAGCUCUAGUGCCCUGUGUUAGUUAGGAACAGGUUUAGCAGUGUACACUCAGCUCCAGUGUUGUGUGUUGGGAUGGAACAGUUUUAGCAGUGGGCAUUCAGCUCCGAUAUGGUAUGGUUUGGGUGGAACAGGUUUAGCAGUGUACAUAUAGUUCUAGUGUUGUGUGUUAGGGUGGAACAGGUUUAGCAGUGUACAUUCAGCUCUAGUGUCAUGUGUUAGGUUGGAACAGGUUUAGCAGUGUAAAUUCAGCUCUAGUGUCGUGUGUUUGGGUGGAACAGGUUUAGCAGUGUACAUUCAGCUCUAGUGUCAUGUGUUAGGGUGGAACAGGUUUAGCAUUGUAAAUUCAGCUCUAGUGUCGUGUGUUGGGGUGGAACCGUUUUUAGCAGAGUACACUCAGCUCUAGUGGGGUGUGUCAGAGCUGUUGCGUCAUGCGUUCAAUGUAUACCAUUUUGAAGUAUACUACAUGCAGUAGUUAUUAAAACUGAUAACAAGUCAGCAUAUAUUAUCAUCUACAACAUGUAAGGGGAACUAAUGAAUAUUAAUACCAGAAUUUGGUUUUAGAUUGUGUAUAGAAUACCUACAUGUUUAACAUUUUAAUAUGUUCUAAAAGAAUCUAGCAUUUUAUGUUUCAUUCUAAUUAAACAUUCGAAUUAAA
Dreissena polymorpha is the source of this 4155-nucleotide messenger RNA. RefSeq names its product transmembrane channel-like protein 1. The coding region runs from base 99 to 2084 and encodes 661 amino acids. The record is from RefSeq and is a predicted model, not a curated record. Gene Ontology annotation, cellular component: plasma membrane. NCBI's taxonomy places the organism in Eukaryota, Metazoa, Mollusca, Bivalvia, Myida, Dreissenidae. The transcript is spliced from 19 exons. Gene Ontology annotation, molecular function: mechanosensitive monoatomic ion channel activity.